Molecule: messenger RNA, 1488 nt
Organism: Colletotrichum scovillei
Lineage: Eukaryota; Fungi; Ascomycota; Sordariomycetes; Glomerellales; Glomerellaceae
Product: 9-cis-epoxycarotenoid dioxygenase 1
Exons: 6
Coding region: 1-1488 (495 amino acids)
Biological process (GO): carotene catabolic process
Molecular function (GO): carotenoid dioxygenase activity
Source: RefSeq, a predicted model, not a curated record
AUGGCGGGCCACUUCCGCGCCUCGCUGGCAGACCCACCCGCCAAAUCCUUCCCGGAUCGGCCCCAGUUCUCGGCCUUUAUGAAGCCGUGCCGCUUCGAGGGCGAGGUCCGGAAUCUGGAGGUCGUCGGCACCGUUCCCGCUGAGCUGGACGGCGCGUUCUUCCGCGUGAUGCCCGAUCCUCAGUUUCCGCCGUUUAUUGAGAAUGACCCUUGGUUUAAUGGCGAUGGAAAUGUGUCGGCGUUCCGCUUUCACAACGGCAACGUCGAUUUCCAACAGAAAUACGUGCGAACAGAAAAGUUUGUUCGAGAACGAGAGGCAAACCGAGCUCUAGCAGGCGCAUACCGAAACAAAUACACAGACGCAGUCGAGUUCAAGGUCCGUACCACAGCCAACACCAACAUCUUUUACUUCAACAAGUCCCUCCUCGCCAUCAAGGAGGACGCGCCGCCGUACCUCAUGGACCCGAUCACGCUCGAGACAAAGGGGCUCUGCGACUUUGACGGCCAGCUGCCGAGCUGUACUUUUACGGCGCACCCCAAGCUGGAUCCCGCCACGGGCGAGCUUGUGUGUUUUGGGUAUGAAGCCAAGGGUGAUGGGACACCUGAUGUUUGUUAUUUUAGCAUCGCCCCCGACGGCAAGUUUCUCGAAACUGUGUGGCUUGUGGCGCCAGUCGUUGGUAUGAUUCAUGAUUGUGCUGUGACGGAUAAUUGGGUGUUAUUCCCGAUGAUUCCACAGAUUUGUGAUAUUGAUCGGUUGAAGGCGGGAGGGGAGCACUGGCAAUGGGAUCCCAACGUGCCCUUCUAUCUAGGGGUCCUACCCAGACGCGGCGCCAAAGGAACCGACGUAAAGUGGUUCCGCGCUCCAAACGCAUUCCCAGGCCACACCACAAACGCCUACGAGACCCCCUCGGGCAACAUCGUCUUCGACCUGCCCCUCACAGACAAGAACGUCUUCUUCUGGUGGCCCGACGCCGAGGGCAACGCCCCAGACCCGCACGACAUCCGCGCCGAGUACGUCCGCUUCGAAUUCGAUCCGCGCGCCACCUCAGACUCGGCCCUCGACCUCCCCGCGCCGACGCCCAUCCUCCGCCACGACAUGGAGUUCCCGCGCAUCGACGAGCGCGUGCUCUCCAAGCCGCACCGGCACAGCUUCUUCGACAUGAUGGAUCCCUCUCUGGGCACAGAUUUCCCUGCCAUCAUGCCCGUGCUGGGAGGCGGGCACCCGCUCGGGAAGUUGGAGGUGUAUUAUCCUGGGUCGCGGCACAUGGUGCAGGAGCCUGUGUUUGUGCCGAGGGGGGAGGAUGCGGAGGAGGGAGAUGGGUUCUUGAUUGGGCUUGUGAAUAAUUAUGGGACUAUGUCGAGCGAGUUGCAUGUUAUUGAUACCAAGAGGUUUACGGAGCCUGCGGCGGUAGUGAAGGUGCCUAUGAGGUUGAGGGCUGGGUUGCAUGGGAAUUGGGUUGAUGGGAAGGAGUUGCGGCAGUGUCAAUGA